AUGGGAUAGAGAUAGUAGUAUCAAAUUAUACGGAGUGCUAUGGCAGUCCACAGGAAGCCAGUUUCACCCGUAAGAAGCCUGCGUUACACCCACGCAGCAAUCAAAGCCUUUGCUUUCCUCCUGCGCAUGACAGCAGCGUUGCAGCAAUCAUCAAUAAUAUAAGCAUGUGACACGAUGACACGAUGACCGACCGUACAAUACGAAUAAAUACGUAGACACGUAUUAGUACUCCGGGGUAAAAGUUUUCUCUGUGCCACGGUAGUACAGAGUAAAAUCCUCUCAUAAUGACGUUGGUAAUGAGGACAACGAUGAGGGUGGUAAUGAGGGCAUGAGGUUGGCCGCCGCCGCAAUGGCAGCUGCGCUGGUGGUGGCGAUCGGAUUUGGCACGUCGGCCAGCGGGGCGUCGAGCAGAGCUGGAGUAGCUCUGCCCGGGUGCCAGGAGAAGUGCGGCAAUGUGACGGUGCCGUACCCAUUCGGCGUGGGGGAUAAGAACUGUUCCUUGAACGACAGAGAUUUUAAGCUCACCUGCGACCAAUACUCAACAUUACGGACUUCCGCCGGAAUCGAAAUCACCGGCAUUGAUUAUGAAAAGGGGCAGAUGGAAAUGCAGAUGCCUACAUAUAGCUUCUGUUUCAACGAAUCCGUAAAACAGGAGAUUGUGAGGUCAAAGGUAAUCUAGCGGAUCCUUUGACGAAAGUCCUACCACGAAAAAUGAUAAUCGAAACAUCGAGGGAAAUGAGACUAGUGUCACUUUGACUACAAAUAGUGAUGGUAACCCAACUUGUGUGAUUGGAGAUCCCAUGAAGCAAGUUCAUAUGGAUAAUAACAAGUCUUCUAUUUGUUCUGCUAGCCUUAUUAAAUGUCCCUUUCUAUGGUGUGGAAGGCUAGACUGCAUUUCUUUGUGAAGUUGAGCUAAAACUCUUAAUGAUUUUCAUAGCCCUUAUGGGUGGUGUGUUAAGUGCAGAACACACUUGAUGAGAUCACUUAUAUGAGUGUGAGGUGGGGCCGCCUCUAUGAAGCCUUGACAACGCUUCUAUAGCACUCACGAAAACCAGGCACGCGCACGGCCGAAAGGCGCACCACGGCGUUAACGCGAGGAGUUGUGCGGGGUGAGACAUGACCAUUAAGACCUUGAUUUACCACAGUAGCUUUUUGGUUCAUAGAAACUAUAUGCUUCACCAAAAGCUCGGUUUAUAAAGACUUAAUCGUCUCGGUUUGGUUCAUAGUCUACGGACACCAAACUUAAAAUCUCAUUCCUUUAAUCCAGCAUAUUUUUAUUUUAGUGUAUUCAAAAUUGUAAAAUGUUUAUUUGAAAUAUGUGGGGG
Molecule: messenger RNA, 1325 nt
Organism: Cuscuta europaea
Lineage: Eukaryota; Viridiplantae; Streptophyta; Magnoliopsida; Solanales; Convolvulaceae
Source: the annotation of a GenBank genome assembly